Peronospora farinosa is the source of this 690-nucleotide messenger RNA. The record is from the annotation of a GenBank genome assembly. NCBI's taxonomy places the organism in Eukaryota, Oomycota, Peronosporomycetes, Peronosporales, Peronosporaceae.
AUGCUGCGUCUCUUAUCUCCAUCCGUUGCCCGCGCUGCACAAAAGUCGGUGCUGCAACAGCGGUCACGUGCACUGCAAAUUGUGUCUCGUCCUAUGCGUAAUUUUACGUCGACGCGCUCUUGUUUGAACCCAGAAAAGCCAAUUACACAAGCUACUAUGGAGGGGAAGAAAGCCCCGGAUGCACUGGUGCUUUCGCCCUAUGAGAAGGUGACGGCCACUGCAACUGGUGGGUUCUGGCUCGGUCUCAUUGGUUUGGGAGCAGUCGGAGUUUACUUUAUUGCACGUGAACUUUUACCAAAUCGUAUGAGCCCAAACGGCCUCUUCAGUGAGUCGCUGGACUUUGUCUCGGACAAUACGGACGUGACUUCGCGUCUGGGUCUGCCGAUUCACGGCUAUGGACACGACCAUGGUGGCCAUCGUGAAGGCCGUCGUAACCGCAUUGAGCACGUGAACCUUACAGGCAAGGACGGUACCCCGCGUCUUCGUAUCAAGUAUAACAUCAAGGGCCCGUCAGGUCACGCCUAUGUGUUUGCUGAGGUGAACCAGGGCAUGAAGAAAAACGAGUACGUGUACCUCAUUGUACAGGUGACGAAGACUGGCGAGCUACUCAAGAUUGUUGACAACCGACAGAUCCUUUCGGCUGAGACGAAGGAAGAACAAGACGCUCUCCGCCAGCUACUUGGCAAGUAA